Messenger RNA from Pseudo-nitzschia multistriata, 2752 nucleotides. NCBI's taxonomy places the organism in Eukaryota, Bacillariophyta, Bacillariophyceae, Bacillariales, Bacillariaceae. The record is from the annotation of a GenBank genome assembly.
CGUUUGCGUGUGGUUGUCGAGCUCCUGGAUGGAGUUCGUGAACGUCUUCGUCUUUUUCAGGGAGCAGACACCUUGUACUGGGUUUCUGCAAUUCAGUUGAAUCGAAUCGAAUCGAAUCAAAUCGAAUCGAAUCGAAUGGAAAAGAAGAGAAUCGAAUUUGGUAUGCAUCAAAACCGAGGGACAAGCAAACACCUGUUGCUUCUACGAGUACCUCCGUCUGCUUGGAUUCGUGKGUAGGCCUCGAGUAUCUGUCGCUUUCGUUUCGCUUUCGCCCUUGAUCCGGUGCCGGCCUGGGCGGUUACCUUGCGCGCCACCGGGGUGCUUCCGGUCCGAUCAGCGCGGUCCGAUCGUCCGGGAGGUGCCGGUGGUCCUUCCUCGUCCAGCUCUGGUGCAUCGCCGUGGCUGCCCGGUGGUUCCUCCACGCCCGCCGGAGGUCCUCCCCCAGCUGCUUGGAGAGGGGAUAGUGCCGGAUCCUUGUUUCGUGGUCGUCUCGAUCGUAGGGGGACGGGAAGGAACCCCUUGGUUUCUUUUUGUGACCCGGGGAGAGAGGCCUCCCGCUGUGCCAGUUCCGCAGACAGAUCGUGGGUUCCGCCAUUGUGGCCUAGUAGAUUUGCUUGGUGGGUUGUGUGUGCGCGAGUGUAAGAUAUGCAACGAUGGCUAGGAAGACUAUCGGAAUGGAAGCAUGCAAGUGUGUGAGGUUUUUUGCUGCUUUUUCUUUUUGUUCGUUACUCGCAACAACCUCACGACGGCAAUCGAAUCGAAAUCGAAAGGCACGAACGUAAGGGGUAUGUACGGUAUCACUAAAUUUUGGCGGAAGGAGCCGCAAAUGAUCCACGAAUCGAUGCGUCGAUGCAAUUGUUCCGUGUGGUUACUCUAACUCUUUCUUUUCGUUCGUUGCGUGACACCACACAGAGCGCUCCUUAGCACGCCGUACCACCGAGCAUGCGACAACGAGCACAUCCUACGCGUACAGUGCUCCCUUUCGGGAAAUUCUAUUGGAACGAACAAAAAAUGAAGUGAGAGCGAAAAACGGCGGAUGGUCAAAGGAGUGAACGGAAACAACAUCACCAGAAGAAUGUUUCAUGGCGCCCUUGCACAUGGUGGGGCACGAUCCUUAAAAACAGACGUUUGAUGGAUUGAUUGAUUCGUGCCUUAGUGUAGUAUCUAUACUACCUAUAGAAAGUAGGAACUGUACCGUUGGAACACAUGCGAGGAAAAAAAGGCCUUUUUACUUUUUCUGGUACCAGGUACUGUACCUAGUACGAGUACGUACAAUAGUACCGUUUCUUACGCCAGGGGUCAUACUGUACGGUGAUGUGAUGGUGUUUCCGAUGCAAUGCUUCUUGUGAAGCAGCCACGAAUUGUCCGGAUCCCCCCACUCCACACACUAUUACGAAGCACUACUCGUACUCCACAACCGGACAAGCAAAUACAGUACCAAAUACUGUACUUCUGCCAGGCAACAGCGCAUAUCCUAAGCACGUUUGUCCCACCAUGGUUCCGAAACCCCACAGCUGCGACGGCCACUCGCACGACCACGAGCACAGCGACAACGACCUGGGCCUGUCCCUCCGGCCCCAGAUCGACUUCGAUGGGGUGAAAUGCCUGAACGAGGAGCUCCCCAACAUGGGCCGGGACGUCCUCAAGCUGCACGAGGAGCGCCUCACGUCGGACCCUUUUCUAAGGUCCCAGGACGACGAUCCGGAGCUCCUCCUGUACAUUCCCUUUACCGAGGCGGUCACCAUCACACACCUGUCGGUCCGGAGCGAGCCCCGGGUGAUGGAGGAUUUCCCGUCGGCGGCCCCGCGGACCGUACGGGUCUUUUCGGACCGGGACGACAUCGACUUUGACACGGCCCGGGAGCUUGCCCCCCAGUGCACGGUUGACCUUGUUCCCCCGGACCACUUUGUGGAGGGGACCGUCGACUACCCGCUGCGCCCGGCCGGACGCUUCCAGAACGUUUCCAGCAUCACGCUCUUUUUCGAGGACAACUUUGCCUCGCUCAGGCUGGACGACGAGGACGAGGUGGCGACGAUUGUCACCUACGUCGGGGUCAAAGGCAAGGGCAGCAGGCAGAAACGCAUGGCGGUCGACGCGGUCUACGAAACCCGGGGGAUGAAGAAGGACCACCAGGUGCCGGGUGCGGAAUUUGGAGCGCAAAACGAGAUUGGAUAGCGGAUUCCGAUUCUGCUGCUAUUGCGGCAGCAACCGGACCUUGCUGCGAACAAAGAACACGAUACCGUGGCUUCCGCGUGCCAGCGGAGCGGAACAAAAUGGAAACGUGCGGCUCGGUUGGAUCACGGGAACACUAGUGGUUGUAUUGGUUUGCUGUUGCUUGCUGUGGUAUUAUGGCACGGAACCGGUGCAAACUUGGUAGUCCGCUCGAAGUCAAAUCCGGUACUACUGCUGGAUGGUUGCCCUCGUUGAUUUUGGGAUCUCAGUUUGCUGGUGGGCGUGUAGAAUGCUACCGAGCGGGUAGCAGAGGAGUAAACGGAACCGAGGCAAUGCUGGUUGUGAUCGAUGCUAAGAAUUUUACACAACACGCCGUGCGAACGUAUUGCACGAAAAACUAUAAUAUAUAUUGUAGAAUGUUGUGGUCGAACAAUUGUUCCCGAACUUUCGGUGACAUAGGCGCUUUGAACAUGACCAUUCAUAACCGAGAAAUAGUCAUCUCGGUUCGCAACUGAUCUUGUCAAUUCAAAAGUCUGGGUUAAAAAGUUUUCGUUUCGUCGAAUAGAGUAUAUGAAGUUCG